Molecule: messenger RNA, 2032 nt
Organism: Zingiber officinale
Lineage: Eukaryota; Viridiplantae; Streptophyta; Magnoliopsida; Zingiberales; Zingiberaceae
Product: glutamate--cysteine ligase A, chloroplastic-like
Exons: 16
Coding region: 179-1729 (516 amino acids)
Biological process (GO): glutathione biosynthetic process; modified amino acid biosynthetic process
Molecular function (GO): glutamate-cysteine ligase activity
Source: RefSeq, a predicted model, not a curated record
GAGUUGCGUUUGGCGAUCUAGCAGCCCGUAGCCCCUAUUUAUAGCUUCUCCUUUCCGUCUUCUCAGCACCUUCCGCUUUUCGAUUUCUUCGCGUUUUCCUCGAAAGGCGGAAACCCUACUCCUCGGACAAAUCGCAGCGAAAAUCAACGCAAACCCUACUGAUUUGGGCGGAGGAGAAAUGGCGACCGUGUGCAGCUUGCACGUCGCCCGAAUCCGUUGCUCCGGGGUUCUCUCCGCGAGCUCCGAACCGGAGGGCGGUGCUUCGAGGCAGAGGGAGAUUCGAGCGCGUGGGAAUAGUUCCGAGGGAUUCGGAUUUUAUGGUAAGAGGAAGUUUCGAGGGUUUCGUUUCGUGUCCGGAAGAGGGAAGAGUGUGGUUGUUGACGCGAGCCCUCCGACGGAGGAUGCCGUGGUCAUAACGGAGCCGCUGACAAAGGACGAUCUCGUGAGGUAUCUCGCUUCGGGUUGCAAGCCCAAGGAGAAAUGGAGAAUUGGUACUGAACAUGAAAAGUUUGGUUUUGAAGUUGAAACUUUGCGCCCAAUGAAUUAUGAGCAGAUUGCAGACUUGCUAAAUGGUUUGGCAGAGAGGUUUGAUUGGGAUAAAGUCAUGGAAGAGAAUUACAUUAUUGGUCUCAAACAGGACAAACAAAGUAUUUCUUUGGAGCCUGGUGGUCAAUUUGAGCUUAGUGGUGCGCCACUUGAAACGCUACAUCAAACUUGUGCUGAGGUUAAUUCACACCUCUAUCAGGUGAAAGCAGUGGCUGAGGAAAUGGGAAUUGGAUUUUUAGGAAUUGGAUUUCAGCCAAAGUGGAGGCUCAGUGACAUUCCUAUAAUGCCCAAGGGAAGGUAUGAGAUUAUGAGGAACUACAUGCCAAAAGUUGGUUCUCUUGGACUUGACAUGAUGUUCCGGACUUGUACAGUUCAGGUUAAUCUUGACUUCAGUUCUGAAUCAGACAUGAUAAGGAAGUUCCGUGCUGGUCUUGCUUUGCAACCUAUUGCAACAGCAAUAUUUGCUAACUCGCCUUUCAUUGAAGGAAAGCCCAAUGGUUAUUUGAGCAUGAGAAGCCAAAUAUGGACUGACACUGACAAUAACCGAACUGGAAUGUUGCCUUUUGUUUUUGAUGAUUCUUUUGGAUUUGAACAAUAUGUUGACUAUGCUCUGGAUGUUCCUAUGUACUUUGUCUACCGGAAUAAGAAAUAUGUCAAUUGUAGUGGGAUGUCCUUCAAGGACUUCAUGCAAGGAAAACUUCCUUCACUUCCAGGAGUGCUUCCAACACUGAAUGAUUGGGAGAAUCACCUAACAACUAUAUUCCCUGAGGUCAGAUUAAAAAGAUACUUGGAAAUGAGGGGCGCUGAUGGUGGUCCUUGGAGGAGACUAUGUGCCUUGCCUGCCUUUUGGGUAGGCUUGCUGUAUGAUGAAGUUGCCUUACAAAAUGUUUUGGAUCUGACCUUUGAUUGGACUCAGGAGGAAAGAGAGAUGCUACGUAAACAGGUUCCUGUGACUGGUUUGAAGACUCCAUUCCGAGAUGGAACACUAAGACACGUGGCUGAACAAGUUCUGAAGUUGGCUAAGGAUGGACUCCAAAGAAGAGGAUAUAAAGAAGUUGGCUUUUUAAAAGAAGUCACUGAGAUUGUUGGGACAGGCAUAACUCCAGCCGAGAAGCUUCUCGAGUUAUACCAUGGAAAAUGGGGACGAAGUGUUGAUCCAGUUUUUGAUGAGUUGCUGUACUAACCAGCAAAUCUGAUACCAAGUGCAUACAUGUAACAACAGUGGUUACCUUCCUGAUUCAGCCAAAGCACCCGUUCUAUGACCUUGUGCAUUCUGUCCACUGGCAGAAUAACUGGCAGAAUAAAGGCAAUGCUUGAGGUUGAUAUACAGCUCAACUUCGCUUGCUGCGAACGAACUACAACUGUAUCCUUAAGUGAUUUCUUUUUAGCGAACUCUGAUGGAAGGUGCUAUAGUCCUGUGUAAUCUUUUGUGGCAAACUUUGAACUUGAAAUAAGUGUAUCAUAUACUCGUUUUUUUCCCUCUUUC